AUGCAAUUAAUAGGUCCGCCAAUUCUCCGAAGAUGUCUUUUACCACAUUCCCUUCCUGCUGGAAAACCACCCAAUCCUACCACAAAACAGCCUUUAACAGUCCCUCAAAAUCCUUGUGCUCAACUCUUCUUUGCCAUUAACCCGAAAACAUCACCGGAAAACCUUAUCGAGUUGCUAGACAAGGCUUGGGAGUAUGAUCCCUCAACCACAUUGAAGCUAAUAUGCUACCUAAGGACUCUCAGAAAAGAGAGAUUGUCCUGUAAGGAAGGGUUUUAUGUGGCAGCCCUUUGGCUUCACAAAAACCACCCGUUAACCCUUGCCUGUAAUCUGAGAGACUUGGCUAGUUCUGGAACAUUGAGGGAUUUUGCUGAGAUCCUCUAUAGGCUAGUCAAGGAAGGUGAUAAUACAGGAAGUUUUAGGUUGUCGCGAGAGGAUGAAAAGAUGGAGAUAGCGAGGAGAGCAGUGUGUAAAUAUGUACAGGAUCCAGCCUACCGCUUCCUCCAUGAACGAGUGUCUGAUCUUUUUGCAGAACUCUUGCGUUCAGAUGUAGAAACACUCAACUCUAGCAAUGCUGAAGCACUAAGCUUUGCAGCAAGAGAUUGCCCAUCAAUUGACUCGUCGUGUGAUAGGUACACCCUCUUGUGUAAGAGCAUUGCCAAAAAGGUUUUUCCUCGGGAAUCAGACCCAAAUUAUGAAGGCAUUGAAGACAUACAUUAUGCCUAUCGGGUCCGGAAUAGACUGAGGAAAGAGGUUCUAGGUCCGCUCAGAAUAGCAUUAGGGAAAGAAACACAAGGAAGACUAGCAGGCAGUGACAAACAAGUCCAAGACAGUACAUUGUUCUUCAUGAAGAAAGCUUACCAGAAGAUGCUGAAGACGAAGGACACUGCCAGCAAGUUAAGGUAUUACCAGAUGAUUUCGUCAAUGUUUCUUAAGACUAAUGGUGAACUGAGGUAUUUCUCUUCAACUCCGCUCAGUAUAAUAGCUUCUCUAAAGGAAGAGAACAUUGGAGUGAAAGAGUUAGAAUGGCGGCAUAUGGUGCAAGCCUUUUCAAGUACAGGGAAACUGAGGAGCUCCCUUGCUGUUUGUGACAUCUCUGACAAGAUGAAAGAUACUACAAAAGACGUCUGCAUCUCGAUGGGGUUAUUGAUUUCUGAACUAAGCAACGACUGGUGGAAGGGAACUGUAUACGGGUUCCAUCAAUUGCCGAAGCUUUGCAAAAUCGAAGGGGAAGAUCUUCAAUCGAAGGUAAACUUCAUGAAACAGCUGAAGUGCACCGAGAGGGUGAAUAUUGAAACUAUUCUUAAUCAAGUAUUGCAAACAGCUGUUGCACAGAAGCUGCAUAAACAGGAAAUGGUGGAGAGAAUUUUUGUUUUCACCAAUAAGGAAUUCAGGAAAGCAGUUAACAGCAGUUGGGGGUGGAAUUACAGGGCUGUUUGGAAAAAUUACCAGAAGUUUGGCUACGAUCAGGUGCCCGAGAUUGUGUUCUGGAACAUUGAGGGUAUCAAUGAUGGUCCUCCUACAAUUAAGGCUGUUUUCCAUAACAGAUUGCUGACAAUUAAUGGUUUCUCGAGAAGUUUGUUUGCUUUCUUCCUGCAUGACGACGCUGUUUGGAGAUCUGCAGAAAUCAAGUCAGUCACAACUGCAGAGGAUGUAAUGAGAAUAACCCUUUCAGGAAAAGAAUACCAAAACCUUGCUGUACUUGACUGA
Messenger RNA from Chenopodium quinoa (quinoa), 1707 nucleotides. RefSeq lists its product as uncharacterized. The transcript has a single exon. The coding region runs from base 1 to 1707 and encodes 568 amino acids. Lineage: Eukaryota; Viridiplantae; Streptophyta; Magnoliopsida; Caryophyllales; Amaranthaceae. The record is from RefSeq and is a predicted model, not a curated record.